Coffea eugenioides is the source of this 807-nucleotide messenger RNA. Its product is annotated as nucleolin 1-like. Lineage: Eukaryota; Viridiplantae; Streptophyta; Magnoliopsida; Gentianales; Rubiaceae. Gene Ontology annotation, cellular component: chloroplast; cytoplasm. Gene Ontology annotation, molecular function: L-malate dehydrogenase (NAD+) activity. The transcript is spliced from 5 exons. Bases 1 to 570 code for a protein of 189 amino acids. The record is from RefSeq and is a predicted model, not a curated record.
AUGGUUCUUUCUACAUUUUUUUUUCUAACUCCUGAUAUUUCCUUGUUUUGCUACUUUAUCAAAUGGCUGUCACCACCUCCUAAAGCUGUUUCUCCUAAGAGGCCAUCCUCUGCAGCGAAAAACAUGCAAGCGAAUAAAGAUAGUAGCGAGAAAGACACUUCUGAUGAGGAAAGUGAAGAUGAGGAGCCUCAGAAAAGGAAGAGUAAAGUUUUGCCCACUGGUGUUCUGAAAUCCAGUGCUAAAGGCGGGAAAACAGAAAGUAGUAAUGAAGAGGAAAGUUCAGAUGAAAGUUCAGAUGAGGAACCACCAAAGGCAAACAAGCCUGUGCAACCAAAGAUAAGCAGCUCAGAUGAAUCAUCUUCCGAAGAUGAAGAAGAAACUUUUGAGGAUGAGGAAGAACCUACCAAAACCCCACAAAAGAAGUUGCAUGGUUUUGUAAAGAAAGAGCAAUUGGAGGAUACCUUUACUCGCACGCAUCUUGUGAUCAUUCCUGUUGGAGUUCCUAGGAAACCAGCAAUGACUAAAGAUGACCUUUUUAAUAUCAAUGCUAACAUUGUUAGGACUCUCUAAAGGAAUUUCAAAGUGCUAUAUGAAAGCCAUUGUCCACAUGGCGCCGUCUGGGACUGGAAUGAACGUGACACUUGUUGGCAUCAAACAUUUGGGGCUGUAAGGAAUUUCAAAGUGUUUGUGAAGUUAUGAACUAUUGUUCUACGAUUCAGUUAAUUUGUUGUGGUGUUGUUUAACUAUCUUUGUUAUGGAUAUUUGAUAAUUUAAAGUCCAAGAUGGUUGAAUUAGCCCAAGAUUUGA